UGGGGCCCAGCGGCUACAGGGUGCGCGGCUUGAGCGUGUCUCACCCAGGAACGAUGAUAGCUUAGUCCUGUUUUGGCCAGUCCGGAGCAGCCUGUGCACCUGACAGGCUGUAAAGAUCUGUUGUGGAAAGAGGAUGGCUCAAGGCCCACUUCCAAUUCCUUGCCCAGUCCAACUUGGAAGUAUCAAGGGUGACUCCCUGGAAGCUGAGCUGCAUGAGUACGUCAGGCAAGGAAACUACGUAAAGGUGAAGAAGCUUCUGAAAAAAGGUAUUUUUGUUGAUGCUUGCAAUUCCAUGGGACAAACUUCUCUCUUUGUGGCUGCGUUGCUGGGUCUGGGUAAAAUAGUGGAUGUCCUGCUGCAUUAUGGCUCAGAUGCUAAUCAUCGCUGUUAUGAUGGGAGCACCCCUGUCCAUGCAGCUGCCUUCUCAGGAAGUCAGUGGAUUCUUAGCAAGUUACUGGAUGCAGGAGGUGAUCUGAGAGUACAUGACGAAGAAGGAAAAACUCCUCAGUACUGGGCUAUGUCAUCUGGAAAAGAAAGCAGUACUCAGAUGCUGGAAUUUAUACAGCGUUGUACACUCCACAUGCAGGCUGCCAUUCAAAACUUUCCCUCUGAUCUACUCAGGAAGGUUGGCUCAUCAAAAGCUCUGGUCUGCUGUCCAUCUAGGUUUAGUGGCCUUGUUCAGGGAAAUGCUGACAGUCCUCUGGGUAAAUUUCUAAGAAGUGGAGCCAGUGCCACCAAGAACAUUUACAGCUUUGGUUUUGGGAAGUUUUAUCUUGCAGGCAGUGGGCAUCUGGGGUACUUGGCAUCUCUCCCCAUUAUCGGGGAAAAGGAUGUGGUUCAGGCAGACGAUGAAGCAGCAUUUUCUUACCAUGUUGGACCAUACAUGAUGAUGACAAACUUAAUGUGGGGAGGCAGCAGAGUUACAGUGAAAGAACUCAGCUUUGGGCCCCAUCAGAACUGCAGUAAACUGCGCUUAGCUGAUCUUCUCAUUGCGGAGCAGGAACACAGUAGUAAACUCCGUCAUCCUCAUCUGCUGCAGCUGAUGUCUGUCUGUCUUUCUGGUGACUUGAAGAAAACUCGUUUGGUGUAUGAAAGGGUUAACUUUGGCUCUCUGUACAGCAUCCUUCAUGAAAGGCGUACAGAGUUCCCAGUGCUGCACAUGGAGACAAUAUUGCAUGUGCUGCUUCAAAUCAGUGACGCUUUGCGCUUCCUUCACUCCCGUGGAUUUAUACACCGCUCGCUGACCUCCUAUGCUGUUCAGAUGGUUUCUUCUGGGGAGGCAAAGCUAUGCAACUUAGAAUACAUGGUAGAGAGCAAAGAUGGUGGAGCACACAGUGAUCUGACACGUGUUCCUGUCCCAGUCCAGCUGUACAGGUGGUGCUCUCCUGAAGUAAUCCUUGAAAAAGCUGUCACAGUCAAAUCAGAUAUUUACAGCUUCUGUGUGGUCAUGCAGGAAGCCUUGACAGAGACCCCUCCAUGGAAAGGCUUUGAAGGCUUAGUUAUUAAACAGCUGAUCAUUUCAGGACAACAGUUAGAAGCAGAUGUCAGACUUCCUAUGCCCUAUUAUGGUAUCACCAAGUCAGGGCUGGAGCCUAAACAGAAGAACCGCUCCAUGAACCUUCAGGACAUUCAGUAUAUGAUGAAAAAUGACUUAAAGGACAUAGCUAAGUCUCAAACUGGUUGUGCUGAUGAACUGUCAGCACAAAGACGUGCUGUUUUUGCAGAUGUAAACAUCUGCUUGGCUUCAGCUUUCAGCUACCAGAAGAGAAUACAGGAAUUGCAGGAAAAGGAGACAGCUGAGGCUGAUGGCUUUCCUGCCCCAAGAUACUCUCUGUCUCGUGAGGAGAAUGGUGCUUUAGUGGACCAAGAGGCAUCCACCAGUCUACAGCCUGUUGGACAAGACAAAGUCUGUGAUGCAGCUUCUGAACUCGAGAUGACUCCCAAUGUCAGUGAUGUGGAUGACAGCCUCUGCAGUUUUGAAAUCAAUGAAAUCUUUGCCAGUUUUUCAGACCUUCAAGAAGAAAUACUGGAAGAAGGAGCUGGAUUGGGUCAAACAACUAAGGAUAAAAAAAGGCAGCAAGAAGAAGAGAAUCCUCCUGCAUCACCUGAGAGGCACUGUGAGGAAAAGUCAGUUUAUGAGGAAGGUGGCUUUCCAGAAUUGAGUACAGAGUAUGUGACAGAGAAGGAGAUGAGUGAAGCCUCUGACCUAUCCAUGCUGGUGCAGGUGAGCAGAGGUGCUGGGAGAACCAUAACUAGUACAUCCUCACCUGACCAGUACAUCAGCAAAUGUGUUCUUAACCUAAAGAUUGCCCAGAGCAUGCUACAGGAAGCAUCAGAUUCUUUGUGCAGAGCACACGAGAAACUAGAUGGAGAGGAAGCCACCAGAAAGCAAAAGAAGCUGCUUCGGGAGACACACUGGAACAGAUCUGAUGGCACUUCUCAAAGCACCCACUACCCUUUUUCUGGAGAUAAUACCUUUUUAUGGAAGGCUAUAGGUCCACCAUCAAAUAUCUGUAUUUCACCAUUAAUAGCACAUCAAGCACAAGGAGCACGGCAUGGAAACAGCUGCCAGACUGCUUCAAAGACAGCAAAGGAAAUGGAGGCAAUUCCAGAAGAGAAGUGGGAGUGCUUACAUGAGAUGAAGAAGAGUAAAAAUGAAAAGCAUCAUGAUCUCAGCUUCAGUGUGGUGGAAAGCCUGGAUGAUCAAAUGAGUCUAAACCAUGAGCAUUUAUUCCCAUAUGUAUCUGUAAGAUGCAAAAGAAAGUUCAACUUGCAGUGUCAGAGAGGAGGUGAUUCACAUUCUGCAGCAAAUGGAAGUGAAGAGAGGUGGUGCUAUGCGAGGUCAGGAUCUGAAAUUCACAGUGCAGAAAUAAGUGAGGAGAGAAGGAUGAUGCAAUCAAAAUGGAGGACUGAAGUAAAGCAGAUGGCCAGAAGAGUGGCCUCAGGACAACUAGAACUUGGCUCUCCGUAUUCAGCCAGUGAAUGUACAUCUGAAAGUGAAGCAGAGAGUGUAAAGGAAUCCUUUCAACAUGUCACUGUUAGAUGCCAGAAAAGUCAAGGCCAGCAAAGACAUAGGUGGCAGACAGGUGGUAACGUUGAGCCUUGGGAUCUAAGCAGUGAGGAUAGAUCUGAAUCUGAAGAGAGUGAUUUACAGUCUACAUUUAGAAGUUCUGGAGGGAGAAGUUGCUGGUCGCCCUCACAAGAUGAGGAAGCAGAGUCUGGAAUAGCCAUUCCUAAGGAUUCAGUCCUUCCUCAACAAGCUGAAAAUCUCCCUAAAGGGCAUUCAAGGGAAUUAUAUUGUUCCUUUAAUUCGUCUGCUGAUGUGUCUGAAGAAUUCUUGACUCCUAAUUAUUUCCUUCCUACUGCUGCCCAGGGAAACUCAGAUCUAGUAGUACAAGUAACAGAGAAGACAGGAGCGAAGCCUCUGUUGAGACCUUUGGACACCUCAGAUGCUGAGGACAAAUUAGAAGAUGCUUGUGAAGGAUUUUUGCAGAAACAGUUGCCUGAAGAUGCAGGUGCUCAGGGUUCAGGAGGAAAAAUCCUGUCCUGCAGCGCAGUGGCGCAGAACUCCGGCAGCAACACGCUAGGAGUGAAUCAACUCAGCCAUAUGCCUGUGGCCAGUAUUGAAACAGCACAAGAAGUGACACUGUGGGAGCCACAGGAAGAAUGCAAAGAACAUGAUGUAUCAGUGACAGAUAUUCAGGAUUUGUCAAGUAUCCACUAUGAGCAGGAGAACUAUUACAGGGAACUGGAUUGCAAAACUCCCAGAGUGAGUCAUGCACCAACCAGCGUCAGCACUCCACUUGGCUCAGAAGACAAAAUUCCAAUGGCCUUUGAGGAAUACAAACACUAUCAUGAAGUAGCUUCAGAUGCUUCCUUUUGCAAUUCUCAAGACAUCCCCUCCACAGUGUCCAAGACAUUUGCUACAGCCUAUGAGGAGGAAAAAGGUGCUGAAAUUCCUUCAGUUGCUUCAGGAGUUUGCUCCCCUGAACUGAAUGAGCCAGAUGAGCUGCCAGUAGUUGCUUCACCCUCGAGGAGCACCAGGAAGGCAUCAGCACUCUCCCAGACACCUAACCACUUCAUUCAUGAGCUGCCUCCACCAGCCCAAGAGAUGCUGGAUGAAAUUGAAUACUUAAAGCAGCAAGAUUCCAUCGUGGAAGACUUGAAAGAGGAGGGCUUGCAUGGCUGUGAAGUGCAAAUAAAUGUUCCUGAAAUGGAUGACAGAGAGUCAGAAAAAGAGUGUGAGAGGAACGAGAAGGGAAAUCAUAGUGUGUGGUCUAAAGAGUCAUCUCAUCUAGCAGAGGAAACAGAAAGGGCUCACUCUACUCUUGAUGAUGUUUUAGAAAGAAUGCUCCCUGCAGCUCCUAGAGAUGAGGAGAUGCAACAACAUCCCCCGGGACAGACUCUUGGGGCUGCAGGCCUGCAAGACCUAGAAGAUGUUGGAAAGAAGAAGGAAGUGGAGGAAGGUGGAGCCGGGACCAGAGGCAGAGCACCAGCAAGCUGUGCAGGGAGCUCGGAAGACAUGCAUCCCGAAAAUCAGAAAUCCCACUUAGAGGAGCAGCUGUCUUUGUCUGCACCAUUCAGGAUAAUUGUUUUGGAUCAGAGCUCUCUUGAGUGAUUAAAAUAGUGAAAAUAAGUUCUAUCACCUGCUUACCUGCUGCUUGUACAGUACAGCCUGUGAAUCACAACCUACUUUGACCACACCAACAACUGGAAAGCUCCAAACUCAUUUAACUGCAGCAGAAAGGACAGAAGAAAAUCUGAUGUUCUGCAUUGUACCAAUUAGUCCUGGCAUUACUCGACUGCUGCUCCUGAAUGCAGCACCAGCAACAUCCCAGAGCUGUUAGAGCAUCCUUAGGAAGCUGACUGUGUGUUGUGUUUUUUUUUGAUUGUGAGAGCAUCACAUGCAGAAGAAUUCCUUGCUCUGUUGCCUGCUGCAGGUUUCAGUGGAGCAGCCCCAAAGACUUGAUCCUGAGGGCUGCUAGUACUGCUCGGGCACUUCAGCCUUCCCCUGGUGGAGCAUGGGGUGCGGUGGCAGCCUGUGCCGUGUGUGUUUUCCCUUGCUCAUUAAAUUUAACAAGGUACCUGGUUUUCUUUCAGUGGGAGGUCUGUGUCUUUGCUGCAUGUGGAACUUCACAUUCUUGGCGGAAGCAGCUGGAACAGGAUCUGCUUUAGUCAGCCUGGGGCUGUGUAUUGCAAGGAGCGGAGGCUAAUGACCAACUCCUGCCAAAAGGAAAUCUGAAAUUCACUAUGGGAUUCUCCUCUUCAUGGUUUGUGACCUACAACAGACAAGCAGCCGAGGGCCCUUCAGUCUCCCUUUGGACAACGUUUUGAUUUAGCCAUGGAGGCAGCCAAGCUGAUGAUGCAUUUGUGAAGAUACCACUGUGUCCCAGGGGUUGCUGCUGUCUGCAGUCGGGGCUAAACUUUGUGUUUAGAAGCCUUAUUCAUGGGCUUCUAAAUCACAUAAACUGCCUCAGACUCUAGGAGUUUCCAUCCUCCUCUUGAAAUCUGGAAUAAAGACUCUUCUUAUAUCUUAAUUGACAUUUAAGAUAAUAAUUCUGUGUCCUUGAGCUAUGCUUUUUUGUUUUGUUAUCCAUUAAGGUGGCAUAUGUGAAACUUGCCCAGAGAGAAGUGGCAGCUACAGUAGCAGGAGCUGAAGGGUUUUCUGUGGAACCUUCCAUCAACUGGUAAAAGAGAUGGAUGUCAAAGUGUCAGUGGUUAUUGCUGCUUAUUAACAGUCUCCACUCCAUGCUGGAUUUUUGCCAGUUUUGCAGCAUGACCUUAAACUUCACAGACAGAACAAUUACUACACACACAGCUGCGUCUGGCAAGGGAGGGUGUUGCAGCUUUGUCCUGUGAACCACUGUGGAGAUACCAUCACACCUGGGCCAUGUUCAGCCCAACUACACAACCAAACAGGAGCAUGGAAGGUUUUGCUGUGAGGAAACAUGACUGAUCUUGUCUUUGGUCUUAAAAAACUUCCAGUGGCACAGGAAGGGGGAAAAAAAUACUGAUACAAUCCCACCAAACAGGGGCAGAUCCUGCAAUAAGAUAAUAUCAUGUCAAGUCAAAGAACCACCCACCUCCAAGCCCUUCUCUAUGUCUGUGUAAUAUGGAGGGGGGGAUGAGAGAGGUUGAGGCCAAAACUGGUAUAAAGACAAGGUGUGAAUAUACGUGAUGGAAAGGACCGGUGUGGAAAAGGCACAAAGCAAGUC
This is a messenger RNA of Pogoniulus pusillus (Red-fronted tinkerbird), 6215 nucleotides long. It is a transcript of the gene TEX14, whose product is annotated as testis expressed 14, intercellular bridge forming factor. The transcript is spliced from 34 exons. Gene Ontology annotation, molecular function: ATP binding; protein binding; protein kinase activity. The coding region runs from base 134 to 4618 and encodes 1494 amino acids. The record is from RefSeq and is a predicted model, not a curated record. Gene Ontology annotation, biological process: mitotic spindle assembly checkpoint signaling; male meiotic nuclear division; intercellular bridge organization. NCBI's taxonomy places the organism in Eukaryota, Metazoa, Chordata, Aves, Piciformes, Lybiidae. Gene Ontology annotation, cellular component: intercellular bridge; kinetochore; midbody.